Adineta steineri is the source of this 1407-nucleotide messenger RNA. Lineage: Eukaryota; Metazoa; Rotifera; Eurotatoria; Adinetida; Adinetidae. The record is from the annotation of a GenBank genome assembly.
AUGUUAAAUACUUCUACAAUACAGUCAAAUACAGAUGAUAAAUCACAUCUGUUCGAAUCAACAUCACCUAAAUAUACACAACAUAGUACUAUUCGCAAACAAGUCAUAACAAAUAUUCCGGUCGAUGAUAAUGAAUCCGAAGCUAUUGAAAUACAAGAAAAUAAGCCUAUGCUAUCUUCUGUAGUCAAUACAUCAAACGAUAAUCUACCUUUACAUUGUAUAUCAACUGAAUGUUCUACAAGUAACGAUUCAUCUCAUACUGGCAAUAAUAGAAUAAUUUUAAAUGUCGGUGGUAUUAAACAUGAAGUAAUGUGGCGUACACUUGCUCGUCUACCAUAUACUCGUCUAGGUCGUUUAGCAGAAUUACGUCAAUCAACAAUAUUAUUAUCAUGUCCAAUUUCACAUGAUGAACUUCUACGCUUAUGUGAUGAUUAUGAUUUAUCAAAUGGUGAAUUUUUUUUCGAUCGUUCAUCACGUUCAUUUACAUCAAUAAUUAAUUUUUAUCGUACAGGAAAACUUCAUUUAGUUGAUGAUAUAUGUGUGAUAUCAUUUCAUGAUGAUUUAAUUUAUUGGGGUAUUGAAGAAUGUUAUUUAGAAUUAUGUUGUUUGAAUAAAUAUUAUCAAAAAAAAGAAUAUGUUUUAGACGAAAUAAAAAAAGAAAGUGAAUUAACUCAAGUUGAAAAACAUGAUACAUAUGGUCAAGGUUAUUGUUCAAAUAUUAAACGAAAAAUAUGGGAUCUUGUUGAACAUCCUCAAACAUCAAUAGCCGCACGUAUUAUUGUCUUUAUCAGUAUUGCUUUUAUUUUACUCUCGACCCUUACAUUAAUUAUAGGUACAAUCGAAGGUAUUGGUUGUACACCAAAUAUGACUAAUAUUGAAAUGAAUGAAGAACAAACAUCUUCAAAUCAUCGAAUUUCUCAACAAGAUAAAAUUCCUGAUGAAUGUAAUGAACCAUUAUUUUUAUUUCUUAUUGAAUUAAUAUGUAUAUCAUGGUUUACAAUUGAAUAUAUUAUUCGUAUAUUUACAACACCAAAUCGAUGUAAAUUUUUGAAAAGUCUUUUAAAUAUAAUUGAUCUUAUUGCUAUUGUACCAUUUUAUAUUUCAAUUACACUUGAAACAAUAUAUAUGGAUAAUAUAAAAGAUUUACAAAGUGUUAGAAAAACUGUACAAGUAUUUCGUGUAUUACGUAUAGUACGUAUACUUAAAUUAGCACGUUAUUCAACUGAUCUUCAAUCAUUAGGUUAUACAUUAAAACGAAGUUCAAAAGAAUUAUUUAUGCUUUUAAUGUUUCUUGGUAUAUCGAUAUUAUUAUUUUCAAGUUUAGCUUAUUACGCUGAAAAAGAUGGAAAUGCACUUCAAUUUCGAUCAAUUCCACAUGCUUUUUGGUGGGCUAUUGUUGUAAGUUGA